AUGCGAGUGCUGUGCCUGCAAAAUGAGUGCCCUAUUUGUCGACAAGACCUUUCAAGGGUUGUGUUUAUGGUUUCUAUCCAACCUUAUAAAGAGCUUCGUAAUUGGGCCUUCACUGAUAGGCUCUUUGAGAGACAAUUCAAGAUUGGAUUUUGCAGUGAGGAAAUCAAACAGGCUUAUGAAAAGUUGCUUGAGAACUGUUGUAAGAUCUGUGAUAAAAUACCACCAUUUCGUACAUUUAGCAUGCUGAGUGAUCACAUGAGGAAAGUGCAUGAAAGAUACUUUUGUGAUCUCUGUGUCAAACAUUUGAAGAUCUUUACUAGUGAGCGCAAGUGUUAUACACGCCAAGAGCUAGCUCACCAUCGACGGAAAGGGGAUCUCGACGACACAUCACACAGAGGUCAUCCGCUAUGUGAGUUCUGUGAAGAGCGUUUUAUGGAUGCUGAUGAGUUAUACCGACAUUUACGCAAGGAGCACUUGUACUGUCAUCUUUGUGAUGCCGACGGACGCAAUCUCUACUAUGCGUCGCACUCUGCGCUUGCGCAUCACUUCAGGACAGACCACUACUUGUGCGAAGAAGGAGAAUGUGCUGGACAACACUUGACAGCUGUAUUCAGGAGUGAAAUUGAUCUCAAAGCUCACAAGGCAACUGUGCAUGGUCGUGGAAUGCCACGUGGUGCGGCUCGUCAGGCGCGGACGCUGGAGCUUCAAUUCAAUAUUACGCCGCACCCUGUCGUCACUCAGAGGACUCCGAGGGAGCAACGCGAUCGCGCGCCGGAGCCGGAGCCCGUCCCGGCCGCGGUGGCGCCGGCCAACAUCGACACGCAGAGCGACGCGCAGUUCCCCGCGCUGUCCGCCGCGCCGCCCGCGCCCGGCCUCGUGCUCGCCGCUCACCAUCGCGUCUAUAAAGGAAUGGAUGGGUUGGCGCGUACGGACAAGAACUUCCCGACGUUGGGAGGAGGGCAGGGCGCCCGCGCCGCCCCGCGCCCCGCCGCCCCCUCGUCGUCGCCUGUUGCAGCUACAAUCGUUAGAAAUUCUAAACCCAGUGUAUCGAUCCAGCUGCACAGCCAACCGGCCUCAGCUAGCAACUUCCGUCUCACUCAGACGAGCGGAAACCGCGGCAUAACCAUUCCGUCGCAGCAUAAGAAAGCGUCGCUUACCGACGAUGACUUUCCUUCGCUGGGAUUGGCCAGAGAUGAUCAUCCCAGUAUUGGAGCUGGCACUGUGCAAGCACCAAAGGUUAGUCUAAUCAAUAGCCAGGAGAUGCAGGCACUCAAAAAUCCACGACACAGUACUCAGCAGAAGAAAACACCAAUAAAUGCCGAGGCGUUCCCAGCUUUAUCUUCGACCUCGGCGCCAGUCGCUACCCCUCAAUGGAUCACCGUUAAGUCUAAGGAUAAACAGAAACCGGCUAAACCCGAGCCGCCCCCGCAGCCGAGAGAACCCUCCUUCAACCCGGUCGCUGACUUUCCGACGCUACCCGCUAAUAAUGUGAAAUCGUCAAAACCUAAAAAGCAACAAGCUCAGUCGAUUCCUUUAGAAAAUACAAAACCGAACAAAAAAGACAAGAAGAAACAAAAUAGUAAAAAGGAAAACUUAGAGGACAUGUUCAACAUGAACGGGACGAACGAUAAGAGGUUACUGAAAGAGUCGUACGCUUCCGUAAACGCCAAUAGCGCCCCCACCGUUGACAGCGGCAAAAAAAUUAAGACUGUAGAAACUUCAAACGGCCCGGUCGGCUCCGAUAACAAUAAGAACGGUGGGACCGGAGACUUUAACUUCGCCGCCAAGGACUACCCGCCGCUCAACGCUAGGAGCGAAAACUGUUUACCAUCAAAGAAAACGCCAAACGGAAGCGUACCACCGGGUUUUAAGCCUCGACCGGCCUGCGACGGAAUGACCUUCACGAAUUCCGCGGGACAGACGUUUCCCGCGCCGCUCCACAGCUACAUCCCGCCACCGGACUUCGAGCACAGGAAUCGCGCCCUAGUGAAGAAGUUCACGGUCACGCUCGGCGCGGGGUCCGCCGUCGAGGACUUCAAGGUGGCGUCGCGAGCGUUCCGCGACAGCUCCAUCGGCGCGGAGGAGUUUCACGCGCACUGCCGCUCGGCGCUGGGCGCGCAGUUCGACGCCGUGUUCCCCGAGCUCGUGGCGCUGCUGCCCGACAUCGCCAAGCAGCAGGAGCUGGUGGUGGGGCGGGGCGCGGGCGAGCUGGCCGUGUGCCCCACGUGCGGCCAGCUGCUGGCGCCGCGGGACCGCUCGGCGCACGAGCAAGCGCACUGGCCGCCGCUCGCCGCCCCCGCCCCCGCCGCCCCCGCCGCGCCGCGCUAG
Molecule: messenger RNA, 2328 nt
Organism: Arctia plantaginis
Lineage: Eukaryota; Metazoa; Arthropoda; Insecta; Lepidoptera; Erebidae
Source: the annotation of a GenBank genome assembly